AUGAAAAUCUUGAGAAUUUUAUGGUUUAGUUUGUCAUUAUUUGCCCUAAGGGAAUCGCUAUCCUUGAAAAUUUUGCCUGGAUAUGAGCGUUUGUAUUCUCAGCAGCGUCUAACUUGCCCUGGAAAUCAUGGAAUCUACACAUUUCAUGGCUCUGCCAACCCUUGUAUUUCAUUCAUUUCUGGCACUCGUUUGACUAACUAUGGUGGAUUAUCAGGCGUAGAAUUUAGUCAAAAGCAUGCUUCAUUGCGUAAUGUCAACGGUGUAGAGCCUGUCUGUGCGGAGACGAAAGAAGAAGGAAGAGAUUCUGAACUGCUUAAUGAUAAAGAAUCGGGUUCUCCCUCUAAAGAUGAACAGGAAACCUUGGUAUUUUCCGAUUUCUCGGAUUUGUACAAGGAUAUUCAUAUUCUGGACUCAAAAGAGAUGCCUGUAGAUAUAGAUGCUUCUGAACAAUCUACCGAGUAUGGCGAAGCUCCAAGUUCCGAGAGCGAUACUUUAUCUAAAAGGUUGUACGUAAAAAAACUAUUUAAGAAAGUUCCAAGAAUAGAUGAUACAAAGACCAUCUUGAUAAGGUCAAAGGCCUAUGUCAAGGGGAGAGUUGGAUCCAGAUCUGAACUCGCAUCCGGAAAUUCAAAUAAAGUUAGCACAAAAGAGCAGGAUGAUCAAACACCCGGGAACAAGAUUUUAUUUCCAGGUGUAUAUAAUGGACUUCAUCCCAUAAAACAUAUGAAGAAAAGAGUAUUAAGAGAAUUGAAGGUUAAAUUGGAUUUGUAUGCACAUGCUAUAACCCUUCAGUUGAAAAAUGUCACUACAUUUUAUAAACAACUUUUGCGCUAUAUUCACCCAUUCCAAUACCAAUUAUUAAACACAAUCUUGUAUGAUUGUUAUACAAACAGAAAGGCAAAAUUACCAUUUGAAAAGCUUAUGGCUAAACUUAAAUCAAUUAAAAAUGAAAUAAUAAGUAAAGUAAAUAAAAUUAAUGCACAAAUAGAAUUGAUUCCAAAGUGUAGAGAUGCAUUCAACGUUGUAAAGACAUACAUUUUUGAGUUGGACUCUAUGUAUUCAAAGGGGGAAGAAUAUUUUUCAUUAUACAGAUGGUAUGCAUCAAUUCUUGGAAGAAUACCCAUAAUUGAUAUAAAUAGACCGAUAGUUGCAGUUGUUGGUCAUGUAAAUAUCGGUAAAACAACACUAUUCCACAAGAUAGCCUCUACUCCCUUUUCUGAGAUGGAUUCUGAGAAAUCUGGAUCUAAUAUAAAACAAAUCGACAUUAUUUCCGGAGCUCUUGGAUUGAAAUGGAGUAAUUCUGUUGUGCGGAAAAGUAUGUCUAAGGAUGCCAAAAUAGCAGAUUAUAAUUUUACCACACGUUCCAUAAAUUUAUCGCAAGUACAAUACAAAAUCAAUAACUUUCUAUUUGAUGGCCAAAUUAUAGAUACACCUGGUAUGUUAUGGAGGGAUGGAAAGAGUAUUUUUGUCAAUCCAUACGAAAAGCUUACCUAUUCAACUCUAAAGGAUAUGCCUGUUGGAGUCAUAUUUUGCUUCGAUUUAUCAGAGGAUUGUUCACUUUAUGACCAAAUAAAACUACACAAUACACUGAGAGACAGAUUCCCUAAACGACCAUGGAAAAAUAUAAUUACCAAAGGUGAAUUUUUGCCAGAAGCUACCAAAAAACUCGAAGAAUUUGGAAUUGACGUGACAACACAAAAAAAUAUCUUUGAUGAAGUACAGACGAUGUUUAGGUCUCUUCAUACUAUAUUACAGUUAUAG
Molecule: messenger RNA, 1761 nt
Organism: Theileria equi strain WA
Lineage: Eukaryota; Apicomplexa; Aconoidasida; Piroplasmida; Theileriidae
Exons: 4
Coding region: 1-1761 (586 amino acids)
Biological process (GO): ribosomal large subunit biogenesis
Cellular component (GO): nucleolus
Molecular function (GO): GTP binding; RNA binding; GTPase activity
Source: RefSeq, a predicted model, not a curated record